AUGGUUUCUUUUUGGCCCUGGAAGGGCGAUGACAACUCUGCGGCUUCUUUUGAGAAGACCCUAUCCACGCUGUCGACUAAGAUCGCCCAGGCUACCGCGCGACUCGACCAGCAACGUCAGUCUUCCCGGCGCAUCAAAGCUCUGUGGACCCUCUACUCGACAUUUGCCUAUCUAUUUUAUUCUAUCGUUCUCGCCCUCAUACUAGGAUGGGAGAGCUGGGGAGUCAAGGAAUAUGCAGCCAUAGUAGGCGGGCCGGUGCUGAUCUACGGUGUGCGCACUCUCAGCUCUAGAAUCUUCGACUACCGAAUUUCCCGCAUCCAACGCCGCCUCGACGAUUUCCAUAAGCAGCGCGAGGAGACCAUCGAAAAGCUCAAGGUCGCGACCAAGUACAACUCCACUCAGCAAUUGCUAGAGAAGUAUGGCGGCGAAUCCCCAAAACCCUCACCGGCCAAGGGACAGGACGAGACACGCCAGCCUGCCCAGCAGCAACAGCACGUGGCCCGCACUGGUCUCCCUCCGCCACCGACUGCGAACAUUCGGCGUCCCUCCGCACCGCAAACCCAGAAUGACCCGCCAUUCCCCAGUUCUCCAUCACCACCUCUCGAGCUACCCCAGGCACCGCAAACACCUCAGCAGCCCUCUUUCCCACCCUCUCUCCCUCCCCAAACAUCCACCGAUCAACCUGGCUUUGCACCGAACGCAUUCACCCAGAACGGUCAAUACAUCGAACAGCCACACUGGUACGAUCGUCUCUUGGACGUUUUGCUGGGAGAAGAUGAAACACAACCCCGCAACCGGAUGGUCAUGAUGUGCACCGCGUGCCGGCUCGUGAACGGUCAGGCACCCCCCGGGAUCAAAACACCGGAAGAGCUGGGCCGCUGGCGGUGCUGUAGCUGUGGAGCUUGGAAUGGCGUGGAAAGUGAGACAACGAAGAUCCUCAGCAGCUUGCGUCAAGAUGCUGUGCCAGGUGAGGGAGCUUGGGAGCCUGUGUCGAAGGCGGAGACGGAUACUCAGUCCUCCGAGAGCAUGGAAGAGGGUGUGAUAGUGGCUUCGAGUGAGGAGGAACAGAUGGAAGAGGCACCUAAGCCUGCCCCUGUCCGACGGUCCAAGCGCGGUGCAAAGGGAAACAAGGCCGAGGAGUAG
Penicillium griseofulvum is the source of this 1143-nucleotide messenger RNA. RefSeq lists its product as uncharacterized. Gene Ontology annotation, biological process: endoplasmic reticulum tubular network organization. The record is from RefSeq and is a predicted model, not a curated record. The transcript has 3 exons. Gene Ontology annotation, cellular component: endoplasmic reticulum tubular network. Bases 1 to 1143 code for a protein of 380 amino acids. NCBI's taxonomy places the organism in Eukaryota, Fungi, Ascomycota, Eurotiomycetes, Eurotiales, Aspergillaceae.